Molecule: messenger RNA, 1962 nt
Organism: Cyprinus carpio (common carp)
Lineage: Eukaryota; Metazoa; Chordata; Actinopteri; Cypriniformes; Cyprinidae
Product: ribonucleoside-diphosphate reductase subunit M2 B-like
Exons: 9
Coding region: 377-1387 (336 amino acids)
Biological process (GO): deoxyribonucleotide biosynthetic process
Cellular component (GO): cytosol
Molecular function (GO): ribonucleoside-diphosphate reductase activity, thioredoxin disulfide as acceptor
Source: RefSeq, a predicted model, not a curated record
CCUACACAUAUAAACGUUGCAUCUGCCUGCCUGGUUAUGUGUGCGGCUGUAAGCCUCGCACAUUAGUUAAAGUAACCUUAGGGUUAAAAAAAAAAAAAUUAAAGUAUUGUAUAAUAAUGACAGUGUCAAUAAAAAGGGUGUUAUGUGUUGCGGAAAGCGACAGCAACAUUUGGAUUAAAUAUAAAAAUUGUAACAUUAAGGUCUGGAUAAGGUUAAUUAAAGACUGAUUUGUAUAAUUAUUUUCUAAGUUAAAUGUAAAUAUAGGAUUGCGGUGUUGUUGUUGUUGUUGUUUAAAUCACAUGUACAUAAAAACCUUCCAUUUAAAUAUCACGUAAGCAGAUUCGUCAUCAGUUUGUCUCGGGUGUCUGCUCUCAUAAUGAAUGAUAAUGGUCACAAGGAUGUUGACACAAACAGUGUUGAAGACGAACCCCUUCUCAGAGAAAACCCGAAGCGAUUUGUCAUUUUUCCUAUUCAGUAUCCCGACAUCUGGAAAAUGUACAAACAAGCUCAGGCUUCAUUCUGGACAGUCGAGGAGGUGGAUUUAUCAAAGGACUUGGUUCACUGGGACAGCCUGAAGUCUGAAGAGAAACACUUCAUAUCCCAUGUACUGGCUUUCUUUGCAGCAAGUGAUGGGAUAGUCAACGAGAACCUGGUGCAGCGGUUCAGUCAAGAGGUGCAGAUCCCAGAGGCUCGAUCCUUCUACGGCUUUCAGAUCCUUAUAGAGAACGUACACUCUGAAAUGUACAGCAUGCUCAUCAACACCUACAUAAGGGAUCUGAAAGAGAGGGACUAUUUGUUUAAUGCAAUUCACACCAUGCCUUGUGUAAGGCGGAAAGCAGACUGGGCCUUACAGUGGAUCUCUGACACAAACUCAACUUUUGGAGAGCGAUUAGUAGCAUUUGCAGCAGUGGAAGGCAUCUUCUUCUCUGGAUCGUUUGCUGCCAUCUACUGGUUGAAGAAAAGAGGCCUGAUGCCCGGACUCACCUACUCCAAUGAACUCAUCAGCAGAGAUGAGGGUCUGCACUGUAAUUUCGCAUGUCUAAUGUACAGCUACUUGGUGAAGAAACCUUCUGCUGACCGAGUGAAAGACAUCAUCACAAAAGCUGUGAGCAUCGAACAGGAGUUUCUCACAGAAGCCUUACCCGUCAAUUUAAUCGGGAUGAACUGCUCUCUCAUGAAGCAAUACAUUGAGUUUGUGGCUGACCGGCUGCUAAGAGACUUAGGAUUGCUCAAAGUUUACAAGUCAGAAAACCCCUUCGACUUCAUGGAGUCAAUUUCAUUGGAGGGAAAAACUAAUUUCUUCGAGAAGCGAGUGGCUGAAUACCAGCGACUUGGAGUGAUGUCAAAUGUGAUGGACUGUGAAUUCACUCUUGAUGCAGAUUUCUAAUGAUGAACUACAAUUUAUAUUAUUUUUUUGGACAGUUUCAGUAAAAAAAAAAAAAUCAAAAAAACAAAAAACAAACAAGCCAUAUCAUCUUCAGACCAUGUCGAAAAGACAUGCAAAUCAAGUCGAUCAGCUUCUGAAAAACGUGGUAACAAAUUUGUCAAAGAGCUUCCCAAAGUGGACGUGUGGCUUUAGGGUAUUCAGACCAGACUUGGUGUGUGUUAUGACGACCAUUAUCUGAGGUUUCAUGCACAGCUUCAGCACACAGACACCAGUGGUCAGGAGAUAUGAAAAAUGGCUAUUUUUGUUUAUAACUUCUUACUGGUUUGGCCAAAAAUCACAAGACUCUGGUCUCUUUAAAAGUGGAGCAGCAUGCCAAGUCGAAUGAUUCCCAGUUUUCCCAUGUCGACCAAUGUGGGCAUUCGUUUUUACGAAUGCUAUUUUUUUACUAAUGCAUUGAUUGGUGUAUAGUUCUGAAACUUGGUAUGUGUCUUCGGCACAAACUCAAAAAGUUUAGUGCCAGUGCCACCUUGUGGUCAAAAAUUAUAAUGAAAUAAAAAAAUGCAAAUAACUUUUCA